Effrenium voratum is the source of this 2152-nucleotide messenger RNA. NCBI's taxonomy places the organism in Eukaryota, Dinophyceae, Suessiales, Symbiodiniaceae. The record is from the annotation of a GenBank genome assembly.
UGUGAGAUGAGCUGGAGGGACAUGUCUUGUCGCCAUGGAUCAUGAGUCUCUUUGAUGAGUUGGCGGAGGAGGGCGAGGAUGUGGAGGCCCUGGAGGGCGACUUCUCCGUGCGAGACCUCGAGGAGGUCCUCGCCGAGCUGGCGGCCCAGAACGACCAGCUGGAGGAGGACUGCAGAGGUUUGGAGGCAUACUGCAGGGACUUGGAGCGUGCUGGUUGGCCGGCCCCAUGCAAGGUCACGGAGCUCCUGGCGGCGGCGGACGCCGCCGACGCCGCCGCUUGGCGGCGGCGGCUCCGCCCCGCCGCUGGCGGCGAGGGCCGUGCUGGCGGCCGCCGAGGCGGCGGCAGAGGAGGCGCUGUCCCUCGGCUUCGACGCGGAGGCGGCCUGCUGCAAGGCCGCCCAAGCGGCCGCCGCCGCGGAGGAGGCCUCCGACAGCCAGGACCUGAACUUAGCGAACUUCGCCCUGAGUCGCCUCAGCGCCCGCCUCGCCACCUCCGCCCAAACCGCCGAGAAGCUGGCGGCGGCCGCUGCCAAAAGCGCCGGACGGGACGCGGAGGUGUGCCGCCACGUGGCGGCCGUGGCGGCCGGCCUGGCCGCCGCCAGGCUGGAGACGGGUGAGAGGGCCAUGGAGGUGGGGUGUCAGAAGGUCCUGGAGCUCGCCAAAGCCUCAAGCCCAGAUGCUUCUGCCGCCGCCGCCGCUGCCGGGCAGGUCGCGGGCGAGAUCUCCCGUGCCGCAGGCAAACCGUUGGAGCGCAUCAUUGAGGAUGCCGCUGAAGCUGCCAGGCAGGCCGCCGCAUCUUUGGGCUGCGAUUUGGACGCCACCACCCAACUUGGCCUCGGGGCGGCGGGGGCCGCCGCCGCACAGGCGGUUGCCCUCAGCGGCGGCCUAAACGACUCCCACGUUGCCAGGGAGGCCAGCAGCGCAGUGGCCAAGAUCGCAGAGGAGGCGCUGGAGCUGAAGACGGAGCUGCUGGAGGAGCUCACGCGCGCCACCGGCAAGGUGGUGGAGUGCGCCCUGGCGCGCGCCCGCGUGGCAGCAGUAGCAGCGCCAGCGCCGGCGCCGGAGGCUGCGAAGCCGCCGGAGGCGGAGGACGACACACGGGUGCAGGAGUUGUUGAAAGCGCGCGAGAAGUCCUUUGCAGCCCUGGCGGAGAUGCAAGAGCGCUGCCGCAACCAGCAAGCCGAGAUGGAGAAGCUGCUGAAGGACCGCACGGAGCGGCAGGAGGAGGUCCAACAGCUGCGGAAGAAGCUGAGGGGCGCUGAGCAAGAGCUGCAAGAAGCUCAAGCACAGGUGGAGCAGCAGAGGGAGGAGAUGGAGACGAUGAGCCACACAACCGGUGACGAUUCCGUGGCGGAGAGUCAGGGGUUGACCCCGCGGAGGAACCGGAAGAAGCGCAACGCUCGGGGCGGCCUGGCCUUCAAACAAGCCAGGUGUCUGGACGAGGGCGUGGAGCUGGAGGAACAUGGGGGAACAAGAACCGGAGAUCUUCGAACCGCGACCGCAAGACCUAUGGCGGGCCCCACAAUCACUCCCGAAGAGCUUCCAAGACCCGUCAGCGAUCCCAAUGAGCUUUUGAUCCGUGGUCUCAUCUCCAGAUCGCACGCAUCUUCCCUUUGGCACGAGCUGAUCAUCUUCCUCCUGCAGAAGGCCGGGGAGGACGGGCUGCCGCAGGUCACCGCGGAGGGGGACUUGAAGAAAGAGCUGCAAGCCAUGGCUCAGCAACUCAACGAGCGGUUGGAUGCGCUGAGCGGACACCACGGAAAAGAUGAGGGUAUGCUGACGAAAAUGUUGAAGCAUGUCGGCAAGGUCACCGACCAGGUCGUGGACACAGCGGUGCUCUACGUGGAUCAGAACGUGGCGAACGUCUCUCCGCGGCCCAGUGCUGCCGGCUCCGAUCUCAAGGAGUCUUCCACUCCAAGGUCGCCGACAUCGCCGGCGUCCGCGUCCUUGCCGGAAGGUGAGCCAACGUCUUCCGCAACGCUGAACUUCAAGCAAACUGCUCGGCUGCGGCUGCAAGCACGGCGCAAUAGGCAGCGGACCAGCAUCUUAAGUGUUGCGACCACCACCAACGAGGCCGACGGAUGAUGGGCCCCCGGGCCCCUUUUUCCCGGGCCGAGCCUGCGAGCCAACGAGCCAGAACCCAAAAAGGAUC